AUGGACCCAGCCACUAACCCCUGUUUUACGUGUGGGGAAACGGGGCAUUGGUCGCCAGAUUGCCCUCAGAAAGUCAAGAAAACCAUGGAAAAGGACCCUUGUUACAAGUGUGGGAAAUUAGGCCACUGGAUUAGCGACUGUCCAAGAGAUAGGGAAGAAUUGCUGGCUAUGAUUGGUGAGGUACCCGUCACAAAACCUCCGGUAAUAAGAGAGUACACCCCAUCGGAGAUGUGGAACCCACCACCCCCUAAGAAAAGGAGUAAAGGAGAAGCCGGUAAAGAGAUGAGUGACGGAGAACCCCCUAAAAAGAAGAGAAAGCUGAGCCGAAAGAAUAAGGAAUGA
Messenger RNA from Ostrea edulis (European flat oyster), 342 nucleotides. RefSeq lists its product as uncharacterized. The transcript has a single exon. Bases 1 to 342 code for a protein of 113 amino acids. The record is from RefSeq and is a predicted model, not a curated record. Gene Ontology annotation, molecular function: nucleic acid binding; zinc ion binding. Lineage: Eukaryota; Metazoa; Mollusca; Bivalvia; Ostreida; Ostreidae.